Oryza sativa Japonica Group (Japanese rice) is the source of this 1173-nucleotide messenger RNA. RefSeq lists its product as uncharacterized. The record is from RefSeq and is a predicted model, not a curated record. Lineage: Eukaryota; Viridiplantae; Streptophyta; Magnoliopsida; Poales; Poaceae.
UCUCUCUCUGUCGCUGUAAAUUAAACGAGGCUUCCACUUGUAACGAAAGCGAGAGGGAGAGGGAGGAAGGCCCAAGGCGACAACGUAUUCGAGCUGGUGCCCCCCCAAUAAUACCACUCCAAUUCGCAAUUUGGAAUCGAAUUAGAAUUUUUCGGAUUAGCCGCAUCGCAUCGCUCCCCUCGCCUCUCCCCUUCAAUCCCCCCACGCCACCACGUCGUCGCUGAUCGGAAACCGAUCGGCGAUUCACCAACCGCCUCCGCGUCGGCGGUGGCCGCCGCCGCUGCCGUGCGGGAGCGGGGGAUUCCCGUGGCGGUUGCAUGUAUGCGGGAGGGGAGAAGAGAACCAAUGGGGGAUUGGAUGGUGAGGGAGCGGGAGCGGGAGGGGAAGGAAGAGGGGCGCUUCGCCGGCGGAGGCAGCCGCCCACCUCCGGCUCGGCCGCGUCGUCCUCCUACCCGUCCACCUCCGGCUCGGCCGGGUCGUCUUCAUCCGGCAGGAGGGUGGAGGAGGAGGAGCAAGGGGGCGGCGGCGGCGGAAGGAAACAGGGGAGGCGGAGGAAGGCGGUCGCGAGGGCGAUCCGGGAGAGGCUGCCCGCGGCGGUGGCCUGCUGGGGCAACGGCGCGGUGGUUGAGGGGAUCGGGGGCAGGAGCGGGAGGAGGAGCCGGAGGGAGAGACCGGGCGAUGACGGUGGCGGCGAGGACAACGCGGGCGCCGCCGCGAGGGCUCCCGCGGCGGCGUGGUGCUGCGUGUGCCCCGACGAAGAGUGCCGGCUGGAGGCGAACCCGAGCGCCAACGGCAAGGAGGACCCGGGCCUCCGCGCCCUCCUCGAGAACAACGACUUCUUCUCCGACGACUGCAACCCGCACGCCGCCGCCGCCUUCCCCGAGCCCGGCGACCGCUCCAAUUAGGUGCCAUUGAUCCCAUUCCAUCCAAUUACCCAUCAUCAUCACCACACACAUUUCUGUACACAGUUUUACAGAAAAAGAAGAAGAGGAUUUUUCUUUUGUUUUAUUCCAUUCGGAGCUGUGAUGAGGUGUCUGAUUGCGUUUCUUGAUUCCUUUCCCCUGAUUCUUCCUGUACUUUCUCUGUCACUGGUUGUAUGUGUACUACUGUGAUGGCAGGCGUGGUCAUGAAGUGGAAUGAAAUCAAUGGAUCGGCAUGGAUUUUCUUGGUUUU